CACAGCUGAGACUCUGCAGACUUUUCCUCUCGGUUAGGAACUGGGUUAAAUGUCGGUGUGUUUGUGCAGAGUCACGGAGCACAGUUAACUCCUCUACAGCUUCUUACUGCCCCAGCUCUCACGCGCUCCAAUGGGUGAAAGUGAAGAGAGGAGCCCCGAUGGACUCAAAUACUACAGACUGUCAGAGGUGGAGGAGCAGAACACCUUCAAGUCAACAUGGAUCAUCAUUCACAACAAAGUCUACGAUGUCACCAAGUUUCUGGAAGAGCACCCUGGAGGAGAGGAGGUGCUGAGGGAGCAGGCGGGAGGAAACGCCACUGAGAGCUUCGAGGAUGUGGGACACUCGACCGACGCCAGAGAGAUGGCCAGCGACAUGAUUAUAGGAGAGCUGCACCCGGACGACGUUAAUAAACUCCCUACUGCCACGGACACACCUCUGACCACUCUGAAGGACGACGCCAGCUGGUGGACUAACUGGUUGAUUCCCGGCCUGGCUGCCUGCAUCGUCAUGCUGAUGUACCGCCUGUACAGCUCAGAGGAGUGACAUCACCAGCAACGAGCCGCUGUGAUGUCAUCAACACACACUAAAGUCUAGCCCCGCCCCCUUCUCUCUGAUUGACAGCUGCAGCAGCCAAUAGCAGGGCGCGGAUGCUGCAGCUCCUCCCUGACGUAGAGGAUUCAAACAAACAGUCUCAGAGGGAAACUCCUGUAACUCUACGCCCCCUCCCUCCCCCCCCAUCACUGUACUACAUUACCCAAGAUUCAUUUCGCGCUUUAUAUGAAACAACCAAUCACGUGGCAUUACGCUAAUGAAGUCAGAUCAUUUGUAAUCGUGUAGAAAAAGCAGAGGAUGUAUAAUUUGUUGUAUCUUUUUAUAACUUUGUAACUGAAUGUAAAUCAACAUGUAAACAAUCAGCAGCAGCAGCCAUGAUGAUGUCAUCACACUGCAGUCAUGUGACUCUCGCUCAGACCUGUUGUUACUAAGCAGAAGAUCGUAAUGAUGCAAUAUGAAACUGUUGUUAUGUUUGUAUUGAUGGAGGUCACUGAAUGAAGUAUAAUCCUGAUUAUUCAGGAAGAAUCAGACCAAAACGUUUCUCUUUUUUUUUUUUUUUUUUUUUUAACAACGUGGAUCUUUGUAGCCAUAAACCUGCCGGUGCCUUUAUGAGAAAUAUGACUUUUAAUGCUCUUAAAGUCAAAGUGAAGAUAAUCAGAUGACAGGGAAAAAACACCAGAAGCUGCUAAAAGAGAAGUUCUGCUAUUCUUUCUUCUUUCUGCCGAUCACUUCAGAAUUAUUCCUUUUUAAUGUUUCUACUAAUUGACUCUUUACAGUAUAAACAUGUACAGAGAUGUGUAGUUUUAAUCAUACGAACAUCAUGUUGAAACGUUUUUAUAAAUCAAUUUAAUGUCUUAUAAGAAUAAAUCUGUUUUCUGUGA
Scomber scombrus (Atlantic mackerel) is the source of this 1434-nucleotide messenger RNA. It is a transcript of the gene cyb5a, whose product is annotated as cytochrome b5. The record is from RefSeq and is a predicted model, not a curated record. The transcript has 5 exons. Gene Ontology annotation, cellular component: intracellular membrane-bounded organelle; membrane. Gene Ontology annotation, molecular function: heme binding. Bases 131 to 544 code for a protein of 137 amino acids. Lineage: Eukaryota; Metazoa; Chordata; Actinopteri; Scombriformes; Scombridae.